AUGCUGAGGUUCAACGGUAAAGAAGAAUCGCAGAACGGCUUUGAAGAUGUCGAGCGUGAGAACGGUGAUAAAUCCAAAUACCGCACAUAUUCGCCUCAACCGCCAACACCCGUUUCCCGCCCGAAAUCGCCACCAAUGCCAACCCAGACGCGCAACUCGCGCCAUUCCUUUAUGUCGCAAGACAAUCUCACAUCUUCCAAAGGAAGUUUUUACAUACAACCAUCUAAACAAGGAGUACAUCCUGCUGAUGCCGCCGCGGUGCUGGCUUCAUUAGCGCCCAAUAAUUCUAAAGACAUUUACUUACCUUCCGAAAUGUUUCCUUCCCCUCCAUCAAAAUUCUCCGUAGACGAUUCUAAAAAACAUUUGAAGCAUAGCGUAAACUUUAAUAAUAGUCGUCGCUCCUCAUCACCUCGCCAAAAGCAGCAACCAUAUCUUGACAUAGCCGAGGCACUGGCCACGUCCACUUCUCUAAUUCGUGAAAACAAUAAGAGAAUCCAAGCUAAUAUGGAAGCACACUAUAGUGAUAAUGAAACAGACACUUAUAGUGAUGACGGUGCCGAUGGCGCCGACGGUCCUGACAUAGAGUUUGAGGAACAGAUUGUAGGUCUCAGCGCCGAACUACAGAAAAUGCAGCAUAGAUACAAUGAGCAGCUCAUGGGAAAAGACCAGCUGAUCCACGGGCUUGAGAGCGAAGUAAAGAAGCACGAACAUGAAGCGAAGAGAAAAAAUCUAGAAAUCGAUCGAUUAAACCAGCAAUUGGAAGCCCAACGAAAAGCAAUAGCCGAAUUGGCCGACCAACGACACCGCGAGGCUGAAUUAUCAGCUCGUGCAAAUAGCUCCGACCCAAAAGCUCUCGAGACUGCCCGGCGUCUUGAACAAGAAAUGCGUGAGAAAGACCGUGCGAUCGAAGAACUCAACCGGCGAAUAACCAUUGCUACCCGAAAAGCUGCUGAUGCUGUUGAAAAAGAGACAAAACUAAUAGCUCUCGAAGCACAGCUUGCCAAGUACUAUGUUCUCGAAAACGAAUGGAAAGUCAAGGAAAAAACUCUCGAAAAUCUCUCGACACAGGUGGAAUCUAUCAAAAAGCAAGAGUGCGAAAUAAGCGAGAAAAACGCUCUUAUCCGAACACUAGAAACCCGUCUAGAGUCCACAUCAAAAGUUAUUGCCGAGCUCAGAGAAAAGCAUGCGCCACAUGACUUGCUACGACAACUUCGACAGAAAGAUUACAUCAUCGACAAUCUCACUCAGCAAGUAGAAGACAUCGACGCUAAUCUCAAGGUCAAAGACGAUGAGAUAGAUCGCCUCACGCAGCGAAUAGCCGAAGAGAGCAAGCUCUUGGAGAAGCUAAAAGAUCAAAACAAGCAAAUCGACCCCUUUCGGGUUCGUGCCGAAGACGCUGAAAUGAGAGUCGGCCAACUAAAGAAACAGCUCGCCGAGAAAGAACGGCUUCUUGCCGAAAAGGAAAUGCGAUACAACGAAGCUUUAAAAUCGUCGAGAGAAAGUUCCGAAAAGAUUCACAGUCAAGAACUCAACCUUUCUAACCUUCGUCAAGAAGUUGAAGUGCUUAGGCAAGCAGUGAGCACUCAAUCUCAAGAAGCGCGCGAUAAAGAAACUCUUCUUGCCAACUUGCGCAAUGAGACUGCGCACAUGCGAUCCAAUUACCAAGGUCUUCUCGACGCUCUCGCAGAGAAAGAUCUCAAGAUUCAGCAGUUGGAUCAGCAAGUAGAAAGCCUCCACUCAGUCGCUAACAAUGCGUCCUGCGAAAAAGACAGCAAGAUUAUCAAGAGCGAAGUCCGCCUCAAUGCUCUUCAGAAAGUUCUCAACAGUAAAAUCGAGGCUUGCAGAGACUACGAAAGGAAGAUUGCCGAAUUGGAAGAAGAAUUCGACUGCCUCAAGAAACAAAUGGAAGACUCAAAAACAGCGGGCACCGAAAAAGAGGCCAGAAUCAACCGUCUUCUCAAGGUAAACCGUGAGCUCAAGACCGAAGUUACGCAACUCAAACAGAAAAUGGAAGAAAAGGAAAAAGAGCUUGUAGCUAUGAGAUCUCGUAUCCCUGGCCCAUCUCCUGGUUCGAUUCCUAAUGCUUCCGAACGCAAACCAAGAUCUCGCUCUACUUCUCGCGUUAGAUCGUCCUACAGUGGUGAAAGUAGCAGCGACGAGGCCAAUGGCAAUCGUAUUCGCAAGCACUCUAGCAUGAGCGGUCUUGGCCGUACCUCGAUCCAGCGAUCCAGCUCCUUUACAGCGUUAUCGAACGCCACUCCUAGACGCGUUUCUGACAGUCCUAGACUCUCGCUGAACCGCACCAAAUCGACUACGUCAUCUUCGACUGACCAACGACGGGCAUCUGUCGUUCCAGUAAAGAGGGAAGCGAAAAGGGACGUUAAAGCACGUCCCAUGUCGACAUCUUCCGUCGAUAUGCUCAAGAAAUCAGUUACCAGCACCAAAUCACAAUCGAGACCAAUCGACCGUUCGGCUGUCGCUCAACGAAAGCGCGACGGCAAAGUCUUGACUCAAAUAUGCAGCGGUGUAACUCCCAAGAAAAACACCAGGUUGUCUUCGGUACCCGAGCACCGUGCAGUGGAUAAUAAAAAGCUAACCAGUUCCAGUGCAGACCGCAAGAAACUUAGCGAUCUUAACAUCGAUGCUGCCGCCAGCAGAUCAUCGACGGUCGCGAGGACAUCUCCACCAUCUCCAACAAAAUCAAGGAAUUCUUUGACCCGCCCAUUGCCAUCCAAGAAAGUGUCCGAAAAUUAG
Paraglomus occultum is the source of this 2754-nucleotide messenger RNA. Lineage: Eukaryota; Fungi; Glomeromycota; Glomeromycetes; Paraglomerales; Paraglomeraceae. The record is from the annotation of a GenBank genome assembly.